CCACCGCAACCACACUUCACUCCACUUCCUUUCUCUAACCUCGAAACAUUGUUCACCGCAACGCAAACCUCGACAUCACACUCCAUUGGCGCCACUUGUUGCACUCGAGCGACCACAAUACGAUCUGGAAAGCAAAAUAACUUAGCAGCUACCAACCUCCGCGCCACACCAUUCAUCUCGACGCUUGGAACACAACUAUGGAGAGCACUAGGAAUUGGCAGCAGAAAACACUAUCGACAUUCCCUCUAUUCUCUCGCCUCCCAGUUGAGAUUCGCAACCAGAUAUGGAAGACCUCACUUGCUCCUCGAAUUGUGAAAUGGAUGCGAAUGGAGGACGAGAAUAUCUUCGAAGUUCCAUCGAAAACACUCCCCCUUCUCAGCGUCAACCGCGAAUCUCGCGAGGCGGCAUUCUUCUAUGGCGAAUAUCGAAAGGUGUCUGCAGACCCAAGAACAAUGUAUUUCAGUCCAAUCAUAGAUUAUUUACUCUUUGAUCCUGGCUGGAUUGAUCUUGUUGGCCAUGCCAACGUUAGCAGACUAGACCCCAUCAACACACUUCUUCCCGAACUCAGUAACAUUCGAAACAUCAUGGUGCAUCCAAACUACACUGAGGAACGCAAGAUACCGACAGCACUGUUCGAAAACCUACGCUCCCUGCAACGCGUGUUGGUAGCCGUAGAUGAGAAGAUGAUUGGCGCCCAGAGAAAACACAUGGUCGCCACGGUUUACGACAUCGACAAAUACUUUAUGUUCACGGCCAAGCAGCGUAUACCAGAUAUCAAAAGACCUUAUAUUGCUGUCGGAUGUGUUGGCUGGGUUGGGGCUGAACGGCAUAGAUGGCACCACCCCAGUGAGGAUCAUCGACGGCUUGUAGCCGUGUUUGACAACGAGGACCAAAUGGCUGAGCAUGCGGUCUCGCUGCGGGAUGAGGAAUGGAAAUAUGUUCAAGAACGCUUUAAGAAAGGACGGCCGAACUCCAUUCUUAAAUUCCGUCAAACAACUGGCGAUUCGGGACGUCAAUCCUUAAGCAGUUCCUUGGGAUCCAGUGCUGCCCAACCUCCUUCUUACUCAGAGCCUCCCAUAAUGCAAGUAACGGACUCGGCAGAAGCCGAAUCCUCAACUCAAGACGGAACUUUAUAUGCAAGAAACAAAAGGCCGCGAGUGGAUGGAGAUUUUCAAGGGCUUCAAACUGUGAACUCAGAGAGCGAUGAAGAGCUUCCUGGAUAUGAUCAAAUUAGCUGAUUUCUGCAAGGCGGGACUGCUUUUCGUCGAAACUCAAUUCUCGCCUUACCUGUCUACGGCUUCAAUCUUUCUUCAGUUGUUGGA
Messenger RNA from Hyaloscypha bicolor E, 1322 nucleotides. RefSeq lists its product as uncharacterized. The record is from RefSeq and is a predicted model, not a curated record. The transcript has a single exon. The coding region runs from base 198 to 1238 and encodes 346 amino acids. Lineage: Eukaryota; Fungi; Ascomycota; Leotiomycetes; Helotiales; Hyaloscyphaceae.